Protopolystoma xenopodis is the source of this 1956-nucleotide messenger RNA. Lineage: Eukaryota; Metazoa; Platyhelminthes; Monogenea; Polystomatidea; Polystomatidae. The record is from the annotation of a GenBank genome assembly.
AUAUGUGAGACCUCUCUUGUUAAUGGACUUGAUUGUCAGCUCAAUGGGGGCAGUGAGACCGGCAGCUGUACUAGCACUAAUAGUGAAGCAGCUACUGACCGAUCUCGUCUGCGGACUAGAUCAGCUUCUCGGGCUGCUGCUGCUGCUGCUGCUGUAACUACAUCUACGUCAGCACCAAUAGCUGUUUCAUCUGCCGCUGCUGUUACUUGCUCUGCUAUGAAUACCUCCCCUACUGGUUUGUCCACGCCUCCAGUAUCUGCAGCUUUGUCGACAAUGACAACUCGUAAGCGGCAGCACAACUUUCUGGCUACAUCUGCGCUCAGUCAUAGUGACCUGUCUACUCCUGCCAACUCUGCAAGGACAUCCUUAAACACUUCACGGGGCCAUUCGCCGACUCUAGACACUGCUGCCGGCUCUACAACUUCGUCAGGUUUGGGUUGCUGGUUGAGGCCUCGGCAUAAGCGAGAACGUGAUAGUUUGAACGGUCUGACUACCGAUCGAGGUAAUACUAUCAGUGCCAUUAGUAGCAGUAAUACUAGCAGCUACAGUGAUAGUAGUGACGAUGGCAGCAGCAUUGGUGAGCGCCCAAUUCGUUCUGAUAGUCGUCACUCUGCCAGACGCAUUGAUUCAGAGCGGUGCCAGCAGAGGAAGGAAAAUGGUGAUGACGCGGAGGAUGACGUAGAAUUGGUUGACGAGGUCUCUGCUAAUCUUGAAUUUCACGGUAGAGGUGAUGAAGGCAAUUGCUAUCAGACUUCUAAGUUAGCGGUGACGGAUUUGACGUCUAUAUGCGAUAAUGGUUAUACUGCCAGCGCUAGAUGUCGUUCUCAUCCAGAGUCUGCGCCUGCUCGAAUCAACUCAACUAAUUGUCGUCCUGUUAGCGCUGCCGUAACGAGCAACAUGGCGGCCUCUAUAUCGACUCAUCUUCUCGAUUCGGCGGCUGACUCACCCUGGCUGACUAGUCUAACUGCUACAGUUGCUGCUGCGGCACAAGCGGUGGCACGUGCCCUUAAAACCACCACCAGAGCCGUGGCAGUGGCUGCAGCGUCCUCCACUCCCCAUGGCGUCGGUCUGUCCCUCAGGGCCAGGAAGCGGGAUCGUGGGGCUCGGAGACAAAUUUUCCGGUUGCUCCAAUUGAGGGCCAGACGUAGGCAUCAUACGCGCCAGCGAAGUAUGAACAGAAUCAAAAGUCAAAGAGGGAGGAGUAGUGGAAUGAUUUACUCAGGCACUUUAAAACUGAAUCGAACUACACAGGGAGCCACACGCUGCUGUCUGGCUAAGAAAUUGACAGAAUCAGCUGUAAAACCGCCUACUUCUGGGCCUGAUCGUUUGGAUCACUUUUCAGAUGAUAACAUAUUAACUUUAGCUUUGGAUGGCAGAGGAGAUCGUAAGGCUGAUCGUUUCGAUGCUUCUGAAGUUGGUGAAGCUUGGAGACUCAAGAGGGGGCAGCCACAUACUCUUAAGCGUUUGCGGCACAGUUCAUCUCCCUCUAUUUCCGCUAGCACUGGCUUCACCGCCACAGCCACAACACCAAUUUCCAACCUACCCUCAUUCUCUAUCAAUGGAAUUUGCUUGACUGAAGGGCCUGCCGCCAAGCGCUCCUGUUACAGUCCCCUACUUUUGUCACGGGCCCCACUCUCUUCGCGUUCAAACCGAUCGCGGCCCAUCUCUGGUCUGGCUGCCAUGCUCAGUGGUUUGCCCACAGUACGACUGACAAAAUUCGAUAAUGAGAAGCAAGAACUAGAGCUUAGACGAGAAGGUCUGGCUAAACAUUGUUUGGAUCUCGCUAAGCGGGAGCCGGACGAAGUAGGUGGUCGAGGCGACAGUCAAUCGACCGGUUGGUCGACGUCUUGUGAGCCCACAGAUUUGACGCCAGAACCUGAUUUUCUAUCAGAAUGUCGAGACUUAUUGGUAAAGGUAAGAAAGCUGAUCUCCAUAUUUUUCUUGAGUCUUGGAUAG